UACAAGAGAACGGCGAAAUCACAAUAAUAAUAAAGUCUCAAAAAAUUGGCGGCAAUAUACACUAUUCUUUCUAGGUCUCCUCCCACAGUCUCCGCCGUGCUCCGCCACAAUGUUCGGAGCUCAGGCAUCUUCCUCCCCCUUUGGCACUCCGUCCGCCAUGCCAGCAUUCGGCACUCCAUCCUCCACCUUUGGCACUCCCGCAUCCACCCCUGCAUUUGGCACCCCUUCCUCAACGCCAGCCUUCGGAACGCCGUCAACGCCAUCAUUUGCCACAGGCUUCGGUACAUCACUCUUCUCCACUCCUUUCUCUCAGCAACAGCAGCAACAAACGUCUCCGUUUCAGCAACAAAGCUCAAGCCCUUUCGGAUUUUCGACUCCGUUUGGGGCAACGACGCAAUCCAAUGUUAAUCCUUUCGGGCAGACAACCCCUGCUGCAACGCCGUUUAAUGCUCAGUUAACCACUCAGAUGGCUCCCGUAGCCCAGCUUCCAUUCUCCCUUGCUGAUCGAGACAUUCAAGCAAUACUUGAUGCGUACAAGGAUGAAAUUACUAACCCUAAGUAUGCGUUCAAGCACUUGCUGUUCAGUGUGACUGAACCACAACUUAGGACAAAGCCUGCUGGUGUAUCAGAUAUAAUGUGGGCAGAGGCAAUGGGCAAGCUAGAAGGUAUGGAAAGUUCCAACCGUGAACGUCUUUGGCCCCAACUUGUUAAGGGUUUCAAAGAUCUUUCUGAGCGCUUGAAGCUUCAAGAUGAAGUCAUACUUUCAGAUGCUGAGAGAUUGCAAAUGACUCAAACCAAUGUGAAAGUGCUUCAGAGGCAUUUCCAAGCUGAUACUUUUCCUAGAAUAGAGAGACUGAGACAAUCAGAGAAAGCUCUACAAAGGCGCCUCUUAAGGUUAAUGAGAAUAUUGGAGGCAUUAGAGGCCAAGGGAUUUCGGUUGCCUUUGACCAAAGGAGAAGUUGAAUUAGCCGAGAAGCUGGCUGCUAUAAUCAGACAGUUGAAAGGAUCUGGAGCUGAACUCUCGAGGCGGGUUCAGAAUCUGCUGACUGUAGCUCGUGUUCAAGCAAAUGGUCAUGGGGGUAGUUCAGUCUUUUUACCGGGAUCUACCAAAAUUCAUGAACAGAGUCUUUCAGAUAUGCAUGAGGUAUUACAACAGCAAACGGAAGCGGUUGGUAGGUUGGGAAAUGUGUUGAAGAGAGACAUACGAGAUAUGGAAAUUAUAAUGGCAGAGGACACUCAAAUGGCAGAUGUGUAGACUCAAAAUUGGUCUUACUAAAUCCAUAUGUUGUAUUUUGAUAUGUGCAACUGAAUUCUCUAUUGUAGUAGUGGUGCUUUGUUUACUGCAAUAAAUCCUUUGGAUUUUUAUUUUCGUUUUGGUUAGAAUUUAAAAUUCAAGUUUCAAAGACUAUAUAGGGAACAACAUGAAUACAUGUAAGGUGCUCAUUAUUUUGUUUUGGUAUUUAAGAUCGCUUUUUUCAGUUUA
Lactuca sativa (garden lettuce) is the source of this 1483-nucleotide messenger RNA. RefSeq names its product nuclear pore complex protein. Gene Ontology annotation, cellular component: nuclear pore central transport channel; nuclear pore. Gene Ontology annotation, molecular function: structural constituent of nuclear pore. The record is from RefSeq and is a predicted model, not a curated record. Lineage: Eukaryota; Viridiplantae; Streptophyta; Magnoliopsida; Asterales; Asteraceae. Gene Ontology annotation, biological process: NLS-bearing protein import into nucleus; protein localization to nuclear inner membrane; nuclear pore organization.